AAACACAAACUUUCUGGACAUUUUGUCAGUUCAUGGUGAAAAUCCGAUCCCUAGCUGCUGAUCUACAUGACCCUGGAUUCAUCUUCUCUAUUCUGAAUGGUUGAGCAGCAUACUUUCUGUUAAUUCAACUGAUCAACUAACCCUAUUACUGAAGAUUGAAACUAAAGAUUGAAAGUCUCCCAGGCGCGUAACUUGUUGGUCGUCACUCAUUGUCCUGUUAUUGUUAUGGUUGGUUUGUGUUUUCAAUGUAUGGCUUGUGAAGUUUUUUACCCUCUUCCAUACUGUAUGUAUCCAUGAGCUAUAUCAAGAGAUAAACAUCACAAUUUUCUUUAGUAAACCGCCAACAGAAAAUUUUUUUGUAAUUAUUCCUUGAAGACCAUCUCAACAACAAAUGCUAUUGGUGAAUCGUUUAGGUUGACAAAUUCACCUUAUGCUCAUUGUUAGGAAAACUUAUUUCUGUCGCGGGAAGGGUGUUUUAUUGUUACUCUUCAUACGGUAAAAAGUGUAUAGACUUCCUUGUAUUUCAAAGCAUAUUCACAUGUUUUCCCUCCUAGACUAGGUCAUCAGUCACUGGAUUAGGUUGCCUGUAAUUCAAGAAAAAAAUAUACAUUUCAACGUAUCACGACUGCCUGUCAUCAUUAACGUUAAGCUCAUCAGCAAAAGUCCUGUCUCGUGGUCUUUAGUAUGAAACAACCUGAGAAAAAAUCAGUCGGAAGCAACUUUUAGAGUAAAACAGUAGAAAGCUUGUUCACACUGACAGAAAUCUACCACAUAUACAGAAAAAUACUAACAUAGUUCAUUAGGCUCUUCAGUGUUAACAUUUAUAAGUGUAGAAAAUUUUGUUGUCGACUUCACCUUCAGUUUCUAAUCUGUAUGGCUUUUGAGAUCUAUCAUCACAUCGAUUUAGCCUAGUAGGAUAUUCCAGUAUACUAUCAACAAUUACUCAAUAAAGGUAAUAAAUACCUAAAUUUUUUUAAUAUUAAAUUAUCAUUGUACCCUCUAAUUUUUUAUGUUGCCAUGUCUUGGGUCAGUCUGGGUGUACUGAUAUUUAAUCCUUAUACUCCGACUAAUAGAUCUUGAAAUGAAAGACAAAAUUGCGAAUAAUUCGCUCUUUAGAACAGUUCGCUAGGGAAAUUUCGAUCCGUCUAUGUAAGAAUAUUCACAUUUCCAGUAUAUGCCACAUUCUAUCGAGAAUCUGGUUACCAACAGUGGAGUUUCGCAUGGAGUAGGGGCAUGCUUUCAAGUCCUAAUGCUGAUUUUCCCCCUUGGUAAUUUAGACUAAGGUCCUGGCCACUAGAAAAUAAUUUACACUAUUUACAUCUAAAUAUACUCUCAACAGCUUUUUUAUCAGAAGCAUUUUAUGCCAUUGAUCUCGAGACUUUAUUUAGGGACGUCGAUCGCUUGUUGUGACGCAGGAUAUUUCCUGGAUCGUGACUAAAUGGAUUACAGUCUGUUACGAGCCUUGUCAUUUUAUCUAACAGGGGUUUUUGUGGUAACAUCAGUUUGCUAAAAUAAGAAAAUAAUCCCCUCUGACUGUCUGUUAGUUGUUCCUUAGCUUGAAAGCUUCUGAUUUCGUGGUCAUAUUCAUUUAUUUCGUAUGGGCCACGUGCCUAUUUUCAAGUCACUGCAAAAUUUUUAAGAUGGGAACGUAAAAGAAUUGGGCCACAAGGGUUAUUCCAUAUGGACAUUAUGAGAUCUUUAUGACUAACCUGCUUGUUGAAAACGUUCAUGCAUACGUUGUUCUCUUCAUGUAGGUAAAAUACUGAUUGAAGGACUAUUCUGAGAACCUCCGAGUUACUAGUCCUUAAUUCGGUUCUCUAACAAACUUUGUAUUUUAUUAAUGGCUAUCCUUUAUUCGAGCAUAUUUUCAAGGUUCCAUGCUAAUUUUAAUCAUUUCAAAUGCUUGACUGCAACACCGUUCAGAUCAGCGAAUACAAAACGAUUAAAACGCAGCAAAGGCAAUAGUGAUAAUCUAGAAUCUGUUGAUACAUCAGGUGAUGUGUCUGACUAUGCAAAAUCUACAAACAUCGUAACGUCAAAGGAUCUCCUUAGCGAUUUCAUUAAAGAAUAUCGUCUCGAUAAUGACGCACCAACAACAAGAUUCGUCGAUCUUCCUUCACCGGCUAAUGUAAAUAUAUUCACUCAUGAAAAUGUCCUACCCGCUGAUUCUUGCAACUCAUUAAACCUCAUUUUUGAUGCUGUUGAGAAUUUGGAAGCCUCACUUUUCAGUUGCGCUCUUCCAAACAACCAGUUCGAAGAAUGGUUAAAGUGGACUGUCGAAAAGAAAAUGUGGAGUUUUCCAAUUAAUAAUGAACAAGAUUGGAAUUCCGAGUUAGAUGUACCUUUUCAUGAACAUGUAUUUCUGGAAAACCACCUAAAUAAGGAACAUCUCAAGUGUAAACCAUUGGCAUCGUUCUUGGAACUUGUUUGCACCGGGCUUUCGAAAAACCCAUAUUUUAGUGUUGACGACAAAAAGCAACAUCUCGAGUGGUUUACACAGUUCUUUGACGAUAAGAUAACACGAAUAAAUGUUUCCAUAGAAGAAGAAGAACAUAUGACCAAUUUGGAGAAAAUCUCUAGAGGAACUUCAACAUAAUCUAUUAAUCUGUACUUUUAAAAUAAACUGUUCUCUGGGAAAUUCUUAUGAUUUUUUAAGUUUUAGAAUGACUUACUAGUCACUUCAUUUUAAUCACUAUAACUGCCAGUGUUUAUAACCAAACUUGUAAUUGAAGGUAUGCAUUUAUUUAGUAUGUCGAAGUCGCUACUAAACAUGGAUAUUCCCAGUUUUAUUGGCGAAGCACUAGUUGAGGACCCCUUUCCUGAAGUAGCGGUCCAAGGUGUAUCAAAUGAAGCUUCAUUUAUUCUACAACGACCUGUUACCGUGAUUUUACAUUACUGUAUCCAUUUUCUACUGCGUCAGACAGCCAAUCUGCUACAACGUGGGACCGGGUUGCCAAGUAGUCUGCAUCUACCAAC
Molecule: messenger RNA, 2976 nt
Organism: Schistosoma rodhaini
Lineage: Eukaryota; Metazoa; Platyhelminthes; Trematoda; Strigeidida; Schistosomatidae
Source: the annotation of a GenBank genome assembly